GGCGGGGCUGCGUCGCGCGGGCGCGAGGGGGCGGGGCUCCGGCGGGUCACGUGCCCCCGCACCUCCCCGGCGCGCGCCCGCCCGCCCGCUCGCCCCCGGCCCCGGCUCCUCCUCCUCUUCUCGCCAUUGCAGUUGGGACUCGGCAGCCCGGUGCGCGCCGCGUGGCUGGUUUGUGGGGGGCGACCCCGGCGGGCUGUGGCAGGAGGGGGCGGCGGCGCCGGAGGCCGGGGACGCCGACCAGCGUCCAAUGCGAAUCUUUGUGAAUGAUGACCGGCACGUGAUGGCCAAGCACUCGUCCGUCUACCCGACCCAGGAGGAGCUGGAGGCCGUGCAGAACAUGGUGUCCCACACGGAGCGCGCACUCAAGGCAGUGUCCGACUGGAUCGACGAGCAGGAGAAGGGCAGCGGCGAGCAUGCCGAGGCCGAGAGCGUGGACCUGCCCGCCGAGGACGAGACCAAAGAAGGUGCCGGGGAGCAGAAGACGGAACACAUGACGCGGACGCUGCGCGGCGUGAUGCGUGUGGGCCUGGUGGCCAAGGGCCUGCUGCUCAAGGGCGACCUGGAUCUGGAACUGGUGCUGCUGUGUAAGGAGAAGCCCACCACCUCGCUCCUGGACAAAGUGGCCGACAACCUGGCCAUCCAGCUCGCUGCCGUUACAGAAGACAAGUACGAAAUCCUGCAGUCCGUGGACGAUGCUGCAAUUGUCAUCAAGAACACGAAAGAGCCCCCCCUGUCCCUGACCAUCCAUCUGACGUCCCCUGUGGUCAGAGAAGAGAUGGAGAAAGUGUCAGCCGGAGAGACGCUCCCGGUCAGCGACCCCCCAGAUGUGCUGGACAGGCAGAAAUGUCUGGCUGCCUUGGCAUCCCUUCGGCACGCAAAGUGGUUCCAGGCCAGAGCCAACGGGCUGAAAUCUUGUGUCAUAGUCAUCCGGGUACUGAGGGAUCUGUGCACGCGCGUACCCACCUGGGGGCCCCUCCGAGGAUGGCCCCUGGAGCUCCUGUGCGAGAAGUCCAUCGGCACGGCCAACAGGCCCAUGGGCGCCGGCGAGGCCCUGCGGAGGGUGCUGGAGUGCCUGGCGUCGGGCAUCGUCAUGCCAGAUGGUUCUGGCAUUUAUGACCCUUGUGAAAAAGAAGCCACUGAUGCUAUUGGGCAUCUAGACAGACAGCAACGGGAAGAUAUCACGCAGAGCGCGCAGCACGCGCUGCGCCUCGCAGCCUUUGGGCAGCUCCACAAAGUCCUGGGCAUGGACCCCCUCCCUUCCAAGAUGCCCAAGAAGCCAAAGAACGAGAACCCGGUGGACUACACGGUCCAGAUCCCCCCCAGCACCACCUACGCCGUCACACCCAUGAAGCGCCCCAUGGAGGAGGAUGGGGAGGAGAAGUCACCCAGCAAGAAGAAGAAGAAGCUGCAGAGGAAAGAGGAGAAGGCAGAGCCGCCGCAGGCCAUGAACGCGCUGAUGCGGCUGAACCAGCUGAAGCCAGGGCUGCAGUACAAGCUGGUCUCGCAGACCGGCCCGGUGCACGCCCCCAUCUUCACCAUGGCCGUGGAAGUGGACGGCAACUCCUUCGAGGCCUCAGGCCCGUCCAAGAAGACGGCCAAGCUGCACGUGGCCGUGAAGGUGUUGCAGGACAUGGGUCUGCCCACGGGCGCCGAGGGUCGGGAUUCGAGCAAGGGCGAUGACUCCGCCGAGGAGACGGACAGCAAGCCGGCCGCCGUGGCCCCGCCCCCGGUGGUAGAGACCAUCUCCACGCCCAGCGCCGCCUUCCCCUCUGACCCCAGCUCCGAGAACGCCCAACAGCAGGGCCCCAUCCUGACCAAGCACGGCAAGAACCCGGUCAUGGAGCUCAACGAGAAGCGGCGGGGGCUCAAGUACGAGCUGGUGUCCGAGACGGGCGGCAGCCACGACAAGCGCUUUGUCAUGGAGGUGGAGGUGGACGGACAGAAGUUCCAGGGCUCCGGGUCCAACAAGAAGGUGGCAAAGGCCUACGCUGCCCUGGCUGCUCUGGAGAAACUCUUCCCCGACGCGCCCCUCGCCCUGGACGCCAACAAGAAAAAGCGCACCCCAGUGCCUGUCCGAGGGGGCCCCAAAUUUGCUGCGAAGCCACACAGCCCUGGGUUCGGCAUGGGGGGGCCCAUGCACAAUGAGGUGCCCCCGCCCCCCAACCUGCGUGGGCGGGGCCGAGGCGGGAACAUCCGCGGCCGAGGGAGAGGGCGAGGAUUUGGUGGCGCCAACCACGGAGGCUACAUGAACGCUGGCGCCGGCUACGGCAGCUACGGCUACGGCGGCGGCAACUCAGCCACGGCCGGCUACAGUCAGUUCUACAGCAAUGGCGGUCACUCGGGCAGUGCCGGGGGCGGCGGCGGGGGCGGCGGGGGCUCCUCCAACUACGGCUCCUACUACCAAGGCGACAGCUACAAUUCCCCCGUGCCCCCGAAACACGCCGCCAAGAAGCAGCCGCACGGGGGCCAGCAGAAGCCGGCCUAUGGCGCGGGCUACCAGCCGCACCCCGGCCCGCAGCAGUCCUACAGCCAGAACCAGUACAGCAGCUAUGGCCCACCUCAGGGCAAGCAGAAGGGCUACGGGCAGGGCGGCUACUCGGCCUGCAACUCCUACAGCUCCCCGGGCGGGGGCGGCGGCGCCGACUACAGCUACGAGAGCAAAUUCAACUACAGUGGGAGCGGAGGCCGGAGCGGCGGGAACAGCUACAGCUCCGGCGGCUCCUACGCAGGGUCCCACGGGGGCUACGGCGGAGGCUCUGGGGGCUCCUCAUACCAAGGCAAACAAGGAGGCUACUCAUCACAGUCGAAUUACAACUCCCCGGGGUCAGGACAGAGUUACAGCAGCGCGCCCAGCUCGUACCAGUCGGCACAGGGCGGCUACGGCCGGAACGCAGACCACAGCAUGAACUACCAGUACAGAUAAAGGCCCCGCGGCCGAAGACUUGUACGUUCUGCACUUAGCCCGUUGUAAGAUUCAGUUGUGUGCAUCACAGUUAACAUGUCCACUGGCCUGCCAGGCCCCCCGCCCCAUCCCGUCCACGUUGCUGUGUUGUGCAGUGCCGCUGGCCACACCGUGGCCCCAGUUUAGCCGUGUUUGGGACUGCGCGUCUUCAUGGUUGGUUAGUGGCCAUUCCCACGUCGUCCAAGUAGAGUUUUUUGCGUUCCUGGAGUUCGGUGCCCUGCCCACCCACCUCCCCCCCAAACACAGCCCCCGCCUCCACCCGUCCAUUCGCCAUCGGUGUUGGUGUUAAUAACUCGGUUUGUCUUUUCAAUAGUCACGGAAGGGAACCUUCCUCUGUUCAUGCUUUUGUGAAAGUGACUUCAAUGAGCUUUUCUGUAUUUUAAUGCUUUAGUGUUUCCGUUUUAUAAGUGAAGAUUUUAUUUUACAAACCAGCGGGCAAAGCAAGAGUGGGUCCGCUCCGUCAGGCAGUGUAUCUGGAUUAAGCUGAAUGUAGACAAAUAAAGACACGGAAAAUUGCGCCCGUCCUGGCCUGGGUGUCUGCCCGCUGCGGCGCCCACCCGCCCGGCGUGUCCUCCCUCCACUCCAGCCCGGGGCAGUGCGGGCGGCGGGGCCAGCGCGCGGGGCCCCUGGGCCCUGGUGCUUCUGGGAUCACCCCUGAUUCAGGGGCACUGUGUUCUUGGCUCAGCGAACUCAGGAUGAGUAUUGACACACAAUCACGCUCCUGUGAGGUGAGACCACCUUGUAGGCCGGCUGGCACCUCACUUGACAGGCUGGUCGGAUUGGCACCCCAAGGUCCGUGAGGUUUUUCUUUAUCCCCGCCAGGAGACCUGACUUGAAUCCUUGGGGGGGGUCACUGUCCCUGGGCAGUGUUGCAGUGUAGCGGGGGGCCUGGUGAUAACCUUGCCAGACCUGUGUCGGCCGAGCAGAGGCCUCAAACCCCACGGCUGGGUGGGGCCGGGACUCUGCUGGCCGGAACUGCCCUCCCGAGGCCGGAGAUGAGGGGCACCCGGGAGGGGUGUGAAGCUCACCAAGGCCAUGCCACCAACUUGAGGGGCUGAAGAUGCACUCAGAGGAAACAACAAGGCUGGCAUAGAGACGCCCCCAGAAAAUGGGGCCCACCCCACCCAAACAGCGGCAUUGGAAGCCAGAUUGCACCGUGACCCCAAAUGCCCUGGAGUGCAGAGAUAGACUGAGACGGCUUCCAACGGACAACCCACAUGGUCCCUCGGACGCACCAGCCACAUGGCUUCAGCCUCGGAACCCGAAAGUGCAGGCCCCCAGGCCGCAGGCAUAUGGAGACUGGCCUGGGGUGCUGGGACUUGGUGCCUCAGGGGGGCCACAUGGCCCAGGACGAUCUCUGGACCUGAGCACCUAAGGCCCUUGGGGCUAACCUGCCUUGAGCAUCGGAUGGGGGGCUGCCUCCGGAGAGCUCACCCCAAGAUCCUUAAUUCUCUCUAAAGACCCGAUUUCCAAUAAAGUCUCCUUCACAGUA
Messenger RNA from Sorex fumeus (smoky shrew), 4454 nucleotides. RefSeq names its product interleukin enhancer binding factor 3 (gene ILF3). The transcript is spliced from 19 exons. Gene Ontology annotation, cellular component: precatalytic spliceosome. Bases 248 to 2923 code for a protein of 891 amino acids. Gene Ontology annotation, molecular function: single-stranded RNA binding; double-stranded RNA binding. NCBI's taxonomy places the organism in Eukaryota, Metazoa, Chordata, Mammalia, Eulipotyphla, Soricidae. The record is from RefSeq and is a predicted model, not a curated record.